Daldinia vernicosa is the source of this 1378-nucleotide messenger RNA. RefSeq lists its product as uncharacterized. Gene Ontology annotation, molecular function: oxidoreductase activity. The transcript has a single exon. Lineage: Eukaryota; Fungi; Ascomycota; Sordariomycetes; Xylariales; Hypoxylaceae. The record is from RefSeq and is a predicted model, not a curated record. Bases 175 to 1104 code for a protein of 309 amino acids.
CGUUAAGGCGAAUUAAACGCGGGUUUUACUUUUAGAAUCCACUCAGCUUACGAAUAUAAUAAGUAUAUAAGAUGAUUGCGGAAUGAUUAUUUAAGAAGUUAAAGGGGGAAAAAACCGCCAAAAAAAAGCCAGAGAAGAGGCGAAUAAAUAAAUAAGUUAACAAGUCAAUAAAAUAUGCACUCGGCACAAGUUCAGUCCUGGACCCAAGGACCACGGUAUGUCUCGGUUGACAAUCCACCUGCACCGUCAGAUAGCCAAGUCCAACUCCGCGUCUUGGCUGCUGGGGUUCACCAAGUAGUUCGCUCCCGCGCCUCAGGAGCCCACUACUCAGCCAGGGAGCUUCCUCACACCCUCGGUGUUGACUGUGUCGCCAGAGACGAGUCCACAGGCAAGCUUUACUAUGUCUUUACCAUGCAGGGCGGCACGUUUGCGGAGCGUAUCAACGUCGAUAAGACCAGCGUUUACCCGCUGCCUGAUCAUGUCGAUCCGGUAUCAUUCGCCGCGAACCUCAAUCCCGCCAUGAGCAGUUGGAUGGCCAUCACUCAGCGUACUACCAACCUACCCAAGGACUUUACCGCCGUUAUCAUUGGUGCGACGAGUGCUAGUGGUCGCUUGGCCGUACACUCGGCUAAGGCGCUGGGGGCUGGCAAGGUCAUCGGCAUCGCGCGGAACAGCGCGACUUUAGCCGACGUUGACGGCCUCGAUGAUUAUAUCGUGCUCCAAGAUCCCGUAGCCGAAACUGACUUUUCCAAAGCCCACGACGUUGAUGUGAUUCUAGAUUACGUCUAUGGUGACGCGAUGAUACAUCUACUUACAUCGCUGAGCCGGGCCAAGCAGCCGGUACAGUACGUCCAAAUCGGGGGUCUUUCUCAGCAUACUCCCCAAAUCCCGUCCCGUCUCCUCCGGUCUUUCGACCUAACUAUCCGGGGAGCGGGAGCGGGUUCCUGGAGCAUACCGGCGCUAAUAAAGGAGCUGCACACAAUGGUUCCGACGGUGGCCAGUUGGAAGCUGACCCCCGCCUGGUCUGUGCAGCUCAAGGACAUCGAAGAGACUUGGAAUGACGCAUCGUUAAAGGCCAAGGGUAGAGUAGUUUAUGUGCCCUAGACCGUUGCUUGGUUUGAUAGGCUUUCCUGAUGGAGAAGCUUCUUGUAAGAACCCUCAAGAAAUCGAUCGUCUAUUUCCUACCGUCUGCGCCUCGUUGGAAUACAUUAUGCCUGUCUACGUAAGGGAUGAUGAUAAGAAAAGAAUUCGCACGUAGAUGAAAUAAUGUAGAUCAGUAAGCUCUCGGCGUCAGCAGAUCGUCGUGCCGAAACGCAAAUAUAUCAGGAUUCUAAUCUAUCACGUCACUCCUUAGUCCACGUUGACAUGUGGUUAUACA